AUGGUUUUAUCAAUUAAGCCUCCUUUUAGGAGAUUAUUUUCAGCAGCAACCGUUGCUUACACUGAAUACGGAGACCUCCUGGUUUCAGAGACAAGACCUAAACACCUAACCCAGAAACCCCAUUUUGUUAAUCAUGUAAAUAUGCUUGAAGUCAAUGCCCAAUUGAAGCAGCUGGUUAAAACCGGUCGUCUGACUGAUGCUCGCAAAAUGUUCGAUGAAUUGCCUUACAGGGAUGAGAUUACAUGGACCAAUAUGAUUUCUGGCUAUGUCAACGCCUUGGAUUCCUCUGAAGCGUUGGCUUUGUUCUCAAAUAUGUGGGUUCAGCCUGGGCGUAGUAUGGACCAGUUCACACUCAGUCUUGCACUCAAGGCUUGCGCACUAAAUAUGAACUUGGACUAUGGAACAUUAUUGCAUGGGUAUUCGGUAAAGUCUGGUCUUGUGAAUUCAGUUUUUGUGGGUAGUGCACUUCUUGACAUGUACACCAAGAUUGGUAAAAUCGAGCAAGGUUGUAGAGUCUUCCAUGAGAUGCCGAUAAGGAAUGUGGUAUCAUGGACUGCCAUAAUAACCGGGCUUGUUCGAGCUGGUUAUAAUAAGGAGGGAUUGGUUUACUUUUCUGAAAUGCAGAGGUCAAAGGUGGAGUAUGAUGCGUAUUCAUUUGCUAUUGCAUUGAAGGCAUGUGCGGAUUCUGGUGCUCUGAAUUAUGGGAGGGUGAUCCACGCAAAAACAAUGAAAAGUGGGUUCAAUGAGAGCUCAUUUGUGGCUAAUACUCUUGCUAACAUGUACAACAAAUGUGGAAAGUUAGACUAUGGUAUGCGCUUGUUUGAGAAGAUGAGGACACAUGACGUGGUUUCAUGGACAACAAUCAUAACAACAUAUGUCCAGAUGGGCCAGGAGGAGCACACAAUUGAAGCAUUUAUGAAAAUGAAGGAAUCAGAUGUGAGCCCCAAUGAGUACACUUUUGCAGCUGUUAUCUCCGGUGCUGCCAAGCUUGCAAGAAUUGAAUGGGGUGAACAAUUACAUGCCCAUGUUUUACGUAUAGGUCUUGUUGAUUUUUUCUCAGUGGCAAAUUCCAUCAUGACCAUGUAUUCAAAAUGCGGGAAGUUGGCAUCAGCUUCAUUUGUAUUUCAUGGUAUGAACAGAAGAGAUAUUAUUUCAUGGAGUACCAUAAUUGCAGCGUAUUCUCAAGCAGGUUAUGGGGAAGAAGCCUUUGAAUAUCUUUCAUGGAUGAGAAGGGAAGGUCCAAAACCAAAUGAGUUUGCUUUUGCCAGUGUCCUGAGUGUAUGUGGAAGUAUGGCAAUUCUUGAGCAAGGGAGGCAACUGCAUGCUCGUGUCUUGUCCGUCGGGUUAGAGCGUACAGCUAUGAUACAAAGUGCUCUAAUUAAUUUGUAUUCUAAAUGUGGGAGUAUAAAAGAAGCUUCAAAAAUCUUUGAUGUGACAGAAAAUGACGAUAUUGUGUCAUGGACUGCCAUGAUUAAUGGUUAUGCUGAACAUGGGUACAGCCAAGAAGCCAUUGAUUUGUUUGAGAAGAUUCCCACAUUAGGUUUAAAACCGGACUCUGUGGCCUUCAUCGGUGUUCUUACUGCUUGUAGCCACGCUGGACUUGUUGAUCUUGGCUUCCACUACUUCAAUUUGAUGAGUAACGAGUACCAGAUAAAUCCUUCAAAAGAACACUAUGGCUGCAUGAUUGAUCUCCUCUGCCGAGCUGGACGAUUAAGUGAUGCAGCAAGCAUGAUCAAAAGCAUGCCAUUUCAACGGGAUGAUGUUGUUUGGUCUACUCUGCUUAGAGCAUGUAGGGUACAUGGAGAUGUUGACUGCGGAAGACAUGCUGCAGAGGAGAUUCUUAAAUUAGAUCCUAAUUGUGCAGGGACUCAUAUUACUCUGGCUAACAUUUAUGCCUCCAAAGGGAGAUGGGGGGAAGCAGCAAAUGUAAGGAAGAUGAUGAAAUCAAAAGGGGUGAUUAAGGAGCCAGGAUGGUCUUGGAUCGAGGUCAAUGAUCAGGUUUCUGCAUUUUUUGCUGGGGAUCGAUCACAUCCACAAGGUGAAGAUAUAUUCUGCAUGUUGGACUUACUAACUUCAAGGACAGAAACUGCAAUUCAGGAAGUGGGUUCUCUUUUAAAUGAUGUGGAAGAUUAGCCGAAGGCAGACAUAUGCUUCAAUAUUCCAUUAGAGAAUUAAGUUAAUCUCUCCAUUGAUUAACUUAUUCAAGAGCUGCAGGUCACAAACAAUAGCAAGGAGCCACUUCAGUCAGAAGCCUAUAUUUGUGUCAACAAAUUUAUUGUUGACUAUGGAUGAGAUCAGGGUGAGCUACAGGUGUAUUUGGUUAUGAGAGAGUGCAUAAGAAAACAGCUUGUGUCUUGACAGAGUCUACAAAAUCAAAUGAGAUGGCUUCUUCGGCUGCAGCUCUAAAAUUACGAUUAAUAUGCAAAACUAGACCCCAUGAUGCCUCACUGAAUGGUCUCAGGGUCUGGGACACAGGAUUGAUGAAUACGGUGUUCUCCAAUGAACAUGCGCCAAACUGUGAAAGUGAGCCUUCACAUUGUUCAUUCUUUUUUUGUACUCCAGAGGACCAACAAUUUUCAUCCAUUACUGUCUAUUUGGAGGAUUUAAAAUUAAUUUUAGCAGAGUUUUCAGAUAGAAUUAUGCUGCAGGAAUCAACGAUGGCGGCUUAUUAAGCUGAGCUCUCUUUUGUUGCUUCGUGGGUAAUAGACUUAUUUGAUAUGGGUACUCUAGACUUGUUGGAACUUCAUCUUAAGUAAUCCUGAUAUUUUGGAAGAGGUCAAAGAAGAGAGAAGAGAUCAAAUAGUAUGACGUCCACAAAGAUAUAGGACUCCGAAGAAUGCAGCCAUGUUCUGGAAGAGGGUUUGUAAGCGGUGAAUGAUCUUUACCCUUGCUUUUUUGUUGUAAUAAUUCAGUCUAGGGUUUCUUACCCGAGAGAGAGAGAGAGAGAGAGAGAGAGAAACAGUCAAUGGUUUUGUAAGGAGUGACUUAAUAGUUUUCAAAGCAAGGUGUAAUGAACA
Messenger RNA from Corylus avellana, 3017 nucleotides. Its product is annotated as putative pentatricopeptide repeat-containing protein At3g47840. Gene Ontology annotation, molecular function: RNA binding; protein binding. Lineage: Eukaryota; Viridiplantae; Streptophyta; Magnoliopsida; Fagales; Betulaceae. The record is from RefSeq and is a predicted model, not a curated record. Gene Ontology annotation, biological process: RNA modification.